AUGACCACCGUAAUUGAAUUAUUGUAUGAAUUUGAUCAAUUUCUAACUACCCAGUUGUUGAAAAACUCAUUUACUGCUGAUUUGCUAGCUACCCCAGCUUCCAAGUUUAUCACUGAGUUGUUGGUUAUAGUUUCCAUUGGAUUAAUUAGUUAUGAAACUAUUUACUGGAGUGGGAUAUACUUAAACUUAUGGGAGUAUCACGCCAAGGAUAUCUUUACUGAAAUUCCUAUUCAUUGCGCUCAUGUCCAUAUUAGAUUGAAUGUAAUCAAGAAAUCUGACCAAGACAAAUUGAAGGAAUACUAUGAAUUGAAACAAAAGUCCAAGUAUAAUGUUUUGUACUGGAACAGGUUGACCCAAUUAAGCACCGAGAUAUUCUUGUUGGAGAAGUUUGUCAAGUACUAUUUUGAAUUCAGUCCUGAAGAUUUCGAAAUGAACGAAGAACCAGAAUUAGGUUCAACGAUUGAACAUUUAAGAAAUAAAACUUUAAAUAUUUUCAAAGAGUCUGAUGCUUAUAAACAUCUAGAUAACCAUAGUAUAACUAUUGAUGAUGUUGUGAUUUACAAUAACAAGAAUCAAUUAGUUCCAAAAGCAGAGAACAACAACUAUUUGAGUAAAUGUCAAAUUGAAACUGGGAAUGUCAUUGAUAGUGUCAUACUUGUAUAG
This is a messenger RNA of Spathaspora passalidarum NRRL Y-27907, 663 nucleotides long. RefSeq lists its product as uncharacterized. The transcript has a single exon. Bases 1 to 663 code for a protein of 220 amino acids. The record is from RefSeq and is a predicted model, not a curated record. NCBI's taxonomy places the organism in Eukaryota, Fungi, Ascomycota, Pichiomycetes, Serinales, Debaryomycetaceae.